AUGCGCUUUGCCGUUGCCACCUCUUUGUUUCUCACCACGCUUGCCAUUGCCAGCCCUGUUCCAGUCGACGAUACCAAGCCCACCAUCGAUGACCUGAAGAACCUAGGGUCUUCUAGCACUGGUGUUGCCAACACCCAGAAACACCCCAAGGUUCUUGACUCUCGUCAGAUUAGCGAUCUUGAUCGUGCUAGCGCUACCCAAGAUAUCCCCGACCCCAUCAAGUUUCCCAGUCCUCUUGCCCGUGGCAAGGGCAGGGGCAAGGGCAGGGGCAAGGGCAGGAACAAUGGCAGCUUGAAGGGCAAGGGCAAGGGCAAGAAGGAGAGCGAUGGCAGGACCAAACACAAUCCCAAGCUUCCCGAGAUGCCCGAGCUCACCGAGUCUCUUGAUAUUGGUUCUGUCAACAUUCCUAACACUAAAUCAGCACCCUCGGCUGCGGACGCGGCGAAACUUCCCCGAUCCGGAUACCGGCCGAAGCCGGGGCCGAUGCCGAUGCCGGUCAGACCAGAUGGAUACCGUUGGCCUUUGCCCAAAAACCCUUUGGCUCCUAACACCGGUUCUACCAACACCGGGGGACGCCGCGCCCUUUCUGACAAGGGACCGAUAGAUACGGUUGUGAACGAGGGAACCGACCGAGCUGGGUUGCCUAUAUUCGAUGCACCCUCCUCCGAGUCCUCACGUACGCUCCCUCCUUUCACCCAUCAUCCUCACAAAUGA
Chaetomium globosum CBS 148.51 is the source of this 714-nucleotide messenger RNA. RefSeq lists its product as uncharacterized. The record is from RefSeq and is a predicted model, not a curated record. The transcript has 2 exons. NCBI's taxonomy places the organism in Eukaryota, Fungi, Ascomycota, Sordariomycetes, Sordariales, Chaetomiaceae. The coding region runs from base 1 to 714 and encodes 237 amino acids.